AUGGGCGCAACCGAGCCGCGCGCCUUCGAAGGUAUCCUGGAGCAUCAUCUUGCCGAACUGGGCGCCGGCCCGAAGGUGCCCGUCAUGAUGUGCGGCAUGGUCGGCAGCCGGCAGGGCUGGCAGGAAGCGCCCUAUGUCGAAGUGCCGGCCCGGCUCGAAACGAUCAUCGAACGCGCGCUGCCCGUGUCCGGCACGCCGCGCGAAGUGCGCAUCCUGCCGGGCAUCGCCGACCGCAGCGUCGAAACGCCCGAUGUGAUGCGCAGCGAGGAAACCCAGCUUCUGGGCCUGGGGCGAAUGGCGGGCAACGGUGCUGAGGGGCUCGUCUGCAUGCCUGGAACCCAUGCCAAAUGGGUCCUGAUGGACGAAGGAGCCACCCAGGUUUCCGGCUUUGCGACGGCGCUGACCGGCGAUCUGUUCGCGGCCCUGUCGCGCGGCUCGGUCCUGCGUCACUCGCUUUCGGGCGAUGCCGGGUUGGAUGGCGCUUCGUUCGACAAGGCCGUGCGCGCCGCCAUCGACGAACCCGCAAGGAUGCUCAUGCGGCUGUUUGCGAUCCGCUCGCGCGCCCUUUUGCAUGGCGCCGAUGCGGCCCACGCCUCGGCCAGCCUGUCGGGCACGAUCAUCGGCCAGGACAUUGCCGGCGCGCUCGCCCGGUUCGGCAAGCCCGAGCGGCUGACGCUGGUCGGCGGCGGCACGCUGGGCGCGCUGUACGCUCGGGCGCUCGAUCUGGUCGGCAUCGCAACCGAUGUCUUCGACGGCGAGGAACUGGCGCGCGCCGGCCUGUUCGCGGCCGCCGUUCGCGUCUGGCCCGACAUGUUCGCCACCGCGCCCCCUGCGACGGCGGCAAACCCGUGA
Molecule: messenger RNA, 852 nt
Organism: Effrenium voratum
Lineage: Eukaryota; Dinophyceae; Suessiales; Symbiodiniaceae
Source: the annotation of a GenBank genome assembly